AUGGUCAAGAAAAGUGCUGGAAUCAAGAAGAAGGAGAAAGUUCAGGAAUCUGAGGAUUUGGAGCUUCCGAUGGCUGGAAAUCGAGAAAAUGAUGUGGAAGAGGAUUAUGAGGUUGGAAUUUUGGGGGCCCUGGGAAAAUUGGGAAAAAAUUACCUUGGCAAGGGAAAAAAGAAAAAUCAAAUUUUUUCUUUGAAAAAGUGUCAAAAAUUCACUGUUUCAAAUAUUCUUUAUGUGGAAAAAUUAUUUGCAAGGUUAUUACUUUGUUAAAGAUAUGAAACUACUUCAAAAAUUCACUGUUUCAAGUUUUUGAUAUAGAAAAAUGUUUCAUUGAUCAAAACGAUGUCUCUAUUUUUCUAACGAGGGAAGUGUGUGACCAGUCCCCGGAGAUUUUCAAUGAGACCUAUGUUUUUUAGGUCAGUUUUUCACGCUGAUGAAGCUCAUGUUUUCAGUUUUUGCUGAACGACUCUCUGAAGAGCCCAAAAAUGAGCCAAAAGUUGAGAAUUUCCUGAAAAUCGCGUUUUUGGGAGCCCAUAACUCAUGUUAG
Molecule: messenger RNA, 544 nt
Organism: Caenorhabditis angaria
Lineage: Eukaryota; Metazoa; Nematoda; Chromadorea; Rhabditida; Rhabditidae
Source: the annotation of a GenBank genome assembly